AUGUCUAUACCAAAAGUGGUAACCCCAAGCUACACUCGGGCUUACCAUGCGGCGCUGCAUAGGGAUUCCCUGCAGCACUUACCUUGUCCUGCGCUCCCGCGAUGUGUCCCCUGCAGCGUCCCCGGCCAUCUCCUCCGGCCGAUGCCGGCAUCCGGCUUCUGUGUACCGGUCCCUGUGACGCCGGAACGUACGGGCGCCGCCGGCGGCGGGAAAUUUGAAAAUUUAAAAAAAAAUGUCAUUUUUUUGAAAAUACAUUUUUCAUAUGCUUUGUCCUGUGCCCUGCCUGCUUUUUGUCUGUUCUUUCUG
Messenger RNA from Staurois parvus, 306 nucleotides. The record is from the annotation of a GenBank genome assembly. NCBI's taxonomy places the organism in Eukaryota, Metazoa, Chordata, Amphibia, Anura, Ranidae.